AUGUCGUCUUCAGUUGCCUCUGCCGGUGAGCAUACCGCUCAACAAAACUUUAAUCCAAGCUGGUAAGUUGUUUUUUGAUAUUGACAGUCUUUUGGGAGAUAUAGGUAUUCUGUAAAAUUAAUUAUUUUUGAGAAAUUCUUUUUUUUCUAUGAAUUUUUAAUUUUAAUUGAAAAACUACUUUAUUAGACCGAUUUUUCUAGGAUGCGUUCAACUUUCCACGGUGGUGGUGGCGGUGUCGGUUCGACUCCACGAGCUUCAGUUACUGAUGACGUUCAAGACGACUAUCCGUUAUCCGAACCAAUUCUCUCUGAUUUCCGUUACGGUCGUGAACAUUUAUUGGCGCUUGCGCCAAGAGACUCUAAUCCGCCCGAUGGUUUGGAAGAUUGUCCAUUUUUUGUGGAAAUCGCCCAAAAUCCUGUUGCUCCUAAUGAAUUGAAUGAUCAAGAACUGGUAAGAAAAUACUACAUACAAAACCAUAGUCAAAUUUUCGUUGCAGCGUCUUCAACAUAACAUAAACUCGUCGAAAGCAAUGUCAUCGUUGUCGCAUGCAGAACGUGCCUCAAUAGCUGCCGGUGCUGCUUAUGGAGGUGGUUAUUCGACAAACAAUAUCCACUCGCCUAAUUCUUCUGUCAAUCGAACACCGGGUGGAGGCGGAUGGACAACACAACGUCAAACUAGUUGGUGUUAGUGAAAAUUAUCACUAAAAAUCUUUAAAUUCCUUAUUGAUUCCAAUUUUAGCCAAAAGCAAUACGCCUGAACGAUCGCAAAGAGGAGGCGCAAGUGUUCGAGGAAGUGGUGGUUUUUAUUCUCGCGGUGGCGGGCGAACUCCACAAGAAAAUGGAGGCGGAACGGUUAAUGGAGCAACUUCUGAUGAUUCUUAUGCGAAAUUUAGUGGUAAAUAAGCGCUUAUUUUUUCAUAACAUAAACAAUUAUAAUUCAUUUUUCAAUUCAGCGCUGAGACGAGGAGGUGGCCCUGCAGCUGUUGGUCGAGGUGGAAGCACAUCUGGUACACCUUAUAAUGCGAGAGCUGAACAAUUGUACAGCAAAGAUGGUAUGAUCAAAUUACAAAAUAUAUUCAGAGAAAAACCCCAAGUAUUUAUUUAUUUCAGAACGUCCACGUGGUAUCGGUGUUUCUCGAAGCGAAAGCGACGAAGAAACCGAUGAUCAAGGUGGAUGGUCAACUGUUGGAGCUAAAAAUAAUCAAGCUGCAGAAAAAGUUCGACCAGCUUGGGGAAGAUCCGAGUCAUGGUCCACUAGGAAUAAUGAUACUAGUAAUAUCGGAGGAGGUUAGAAUUGUUUCAAAAUCGAAUUAUGAUAAUUUGAAUUUUUUUUAGCUUGGAAUAGGAAUGAGAAGAGUAAUGGUGCUGUACGCGAAAAUACAAAUGUUUGGAAAGAUCGGCAACAAAUGUUGGAUUCGCUUCAGGAUGCGCCAAAUGAAAACAAUUUGAAUACUGCAAAAUCAACAAGUGAUUCAAAUGCACCUGAUUCAAACACGAGUUUACAAAAACAAAUGAGUGAUAGCGCGGCUACUACUUCGGAUAGUUUCGCAUCACAAACUCAAGAACCAGUCCAAUCGCAACAAAAUCAACAACAAUUUCCGGCUGUUUGGCAAAAUUCAGUUAUAACUGGUUUGCCAAGUUUAUUCGAAAUUGAGAGACUUCGAUUGGUUCAAUUACAACAACAGCAACAACUUGCUGCACAAAUCGCUGCUCAACAACAAGCUGCUGCUGUUGCUGCUGCACAAGCUCAAGCUGCUGCAGCUCAGCAGCCAAAAGAACCAGUUCAAUUUUAUUAUUUGGAUCCAUCUGAAACUGUACGAGGACCAUUCUCGAAAGAACAAAUGGUUGCUUGGUUCAAAGCGGGUUAUUUUUCGGAUGAAUCUUUGAGAAUAAAACGAGGUGAAGAUGGAAAAUAUCAAACAAUUGGACAAUUAUCUGCACAAAAUGGAAAAACAACACCUUUCGAUUAUGUGGAAGAUAAUGAAAAAUUGAGGACAUCACCAACAUCUCUUUCUCAAUAUGGUAUUGCACCACAACUUGUAAAUCAACCUGGUUUCGGAAAUUUCGGGUAAGUUUAUGAGAUUUUCGAAGUUAGCUUGGACGCAGCUCAAAGUUAUUCUUAUUAUAGAUCAUCUAAUAUGUGGGGAGGAAAUAUCGAUGUUUUUGUUCAAUCGACAGUUGAAAAGCAAGUUGCCGCCGAAAGAAUGAAAAUCGCUGAUGAAUUUACACGACGAGCUGUUGAAGAGUCUGAAAAUAUUAAGAAAAUGCAAGAAGCUAUGAUUAGACAAAUGCAUAUUCAACGAGAAUUGACAAAUCAACAAAUCAGAGAACAAGAAAUUGCACUUCAACGACAACAAGAAGAAUUGCAACGAAGAGAAGCUGAGAUCAAAGAACGUGCACUUGAAUUGACGAAAAAAUUCGAAGAACAUCAAAAUCAAUUGAGCGAAAAAGAAAGAGCAAUUAAUGCAGAACUGUCGAGAAAAGCUGCUGAAGAUAAAAUGAGAAAAGAACGAGAAGAAUUAUUGGCACAAAAAUUGAUGGAAGAAGAGAAUAGAAGAAAAAAAGCUGAAUUAGCUGCUGAAAUGGAGAAACAACGAUUAGCAAGAGAAUCUGAACUUGCUGCUGAAAGAAUUAGGCAAUUAAAUAUUCAAAAGGUUAGUUUUAAAAUACAAAUACGGUGGAAAUGAUUGAUUUUUUCCAGAAAGCUGAAUCGGAAGCUUUGAAUCGCAAGAAAAAAGAAGAAGAAGAUCGCCGAAUUGCUGAAGAAUUGUCUCAAAAGAAAUUCGAAAUUGAGCAAAGUUACGAAAAAGCAUCGAAACCAAAACAAGUUUCUCCAACUGCUAGCGAUGAUUCUGAAAGUGGAUGGACUUCUGUUGCUAAAACACAUACAAAACCAGCACCUUGGGCAGCAGCAAAACCAGAAACUGCUAAAGAAAAAACUCUUCGUGAAAUACAAUUAGAAGAAGAACGACAAGCUAAGAUCGAAGCUGAGAGAUUGGCAAAAUUGAAAAAAGAAGAACAGAAAGAACAAAUGAGUUUGCAAGCUGCGGGAACUUGGGGAAAUGCUUCUGCAAGAUUACAAUGGGCUGGAAAUUCGAAUGGUUCACCAUCUUCUAAAUCGAAAAAUAAUGCAGCACCAGUUUGGGGAAGCGCACAAGAAUCUCCUCGUUCAUAUGUUUCACCAUUGUUAGAUGGUCCUUCAUUGGAAGCAGCCAACAAGAUUCAACCAGCUAAAAAGGUUCAACCAGUUGCUGCAGCUAAGCCUGUUGCGGCUGUUGCUCCACCCAAAAAAGCUACCGUUGCACCAACACCAAAACCAGUAGUUGAGGUAAAUGUAUGUUAAUUUUAAAGGAAGGAUAAGAUGAAAGUUCCAAAUGAACAAGAAUUCCGAAAAAAUACUUUCAAAUAAGUUGAUCAGCUUGUCGAAACCCUUACUCCGUAUUUCGAAUAAUUCAAAAUAUUUUCAGCAAAAAUCAAAACAACAACAAGCUUCUGAGCAAAUGUCUAACUGGUUCUCUAAACGAUUCAAACAAUUAUCUAAUAAUUCAGAUGAAGUUGAUACAUCAAUGCUCUUCACAUGUGUUAUGGAUUUGGAAAAUCCAAACGAGGUGAGUUCAAAAUGUUUUUUCAAUACAUACAUUCCACAAAUUAUUCUCGAACCUCCCUCGAUUGUUCCGAAUAUGAAUUCAAGCGAAGUACUUUUUCUGCCCUUUUUUGUUCGCAAAAGGACAAUUGGCAUAUUUUUAGAAGACAUUUAUUGUUUGUUUGACUUUCGAUGGAGUGUUUGUUUUUUACCAGUAGAAUUGUAAUAAUAUUUUUGUACUGAUUCAGUCUGUCUAGACAUCAAUUUGUCUCAUAGCUUCAGAAAAUAAUGCUUUUUAGUCAUUUUCACAUGGUUAUUUCACAAAUAUGUCUAAUAUUAGAUUUUCAGACUUACCACAUUCAAAAUAGUGUUGAUAUGAUUAUGAAAAGUUCCCAGUUCUUGUCUUUAUUAUAUUCAGAAAUGAGAAAUUCGUUAUUUUAUUUUUCUAUUUAAAGUGCCAAGAUUUCACGUUUUUGUAAGUCACGUAAUUGUUUCCAAAUUCCUCUUUUUACAUUUGGUCUUUUCAAAUUCACACCUAAAAUAGCUUUCAUUUUUUUCUUUCCCAUUCUCUUUUUUUCAGUCAAAGCAUUAUUUAAAAUUAAAUUAUAGACGCCGUUUCAAUUUUCUAUUUCAAAUUAAAGCUAUAUUGGACUCACGACAAAUCAUAAUCCAAAAGUUUUUUCCUCGUAUCCAUUUUUUUCAUGAGCAAUAACAAAAUCUAAAAAUAGGAUGUUAUGAUAAUUUCCCUUUAGACAAUAGUUAUUCACCAAAAGCAAAAAAAGUAGUCUAAAAAUAGUCGUGCGCCGUUUUUGUUUUUUUAGGAGAUGUCGUUUUCUUCUCAUUUCAUCGAAUGUAUUUUUCAGCACAAAAAAAUAUGUGCGGUUGUAUAGUUGCACUUUAUUAGUUUUUCCAGUCGAAAACAUAUAAUUGGAUUUCCCUUGUGAUUAUUUUUUGUCUGAUUCAUUUUUAAUAUCAUACUUUACUUUAUAAUAAGUAGGAUAAUAAUAUAUAAAUAUUAUAUUGUUGGAAAUCGAUAUAAGCUUCUUUCUAUAAUCUUCUCAAGUAAAUCUAUUUUAUUUCUAUUUUUGUUUCAAGUAUGCAUUAAUGUUUAUUAGUUUUUCUUCCGUUUUUUAUUUUCUAAAACUGAAAAUGACCUCGUGUUCACGCGAAAAUUCUGGGAAGAGAAAGUGUUUUGUUUGUUCAAACACACAUAAUUUAUAAAUAACUUUGAGUGAAACCUAUUUUUAUAUCUGAACAAAUAUACCGAUGUGGGAGAGUUAAAAAUAAUUCAUUUUUGCUUAUCUUCUCCAUGUUCUCUGUUUUUCUGAAUUUUGAUAAAGAGCUAUUUUGAGAUCUUAGAAAACUGAUAAAUCAUAUGUCAUAUAUAAGUAGGUAGAUACUGUAAUAAUUGCUAGUUUUUCGAUAUUUUAUUUCGUGAUUAUUCAUCGAAAUUGUUAUUUUUCAGGUCGAAGACAUCGUUAUGUCGUAUUUGGACGAAAAUAAAUCGGUCAAAGAAUUCGUUCGCGAAUUUUUGAAAAGACGAAUCGAAUUGCGUGCAAACAACAACAAAACCAAUGAUCAUGACGAUUUGUCAUCAGCUCGUGCUGUUUCAGCUGCUCCAUCUGAUUCGAAUAAUGGAUCGAAUGGAAAUAAUGCUGGUGUUCAAGGAAAGAAAAAGAAGAAGGUGAGAAUAAUUAUUGAUUAGGAUUCAGAAUGAAAUAUUGAAAUUUGAAAAUAAGAAUCUAAUUUUUUUCAAAUUUGUCUCUAAUUGUAAAAUGAAAUUUGAAUUUUUAGACUAAAAAUUAAAACCAUAUUUUUUUAGAAUCAACGCAUGGUUCUUGAUGGAAAUAUUUUGGGUUUCCGCGGAGCUGCUGCAUCUGAUCGUCUCAACAAAGGUGAAAUUGAUGCAGUUCCAACUGCUCCAGUUAAUCCAUCUCGUCGUUAA
Messenger RNA from Caenorhabditis angaria, 5527 nucleotides. The record is from the annotation of a GenBank genome assembly. NCBI's taxonomy places the organism in Eukaryota, Metazoa, Nematoda, Chromadorea, Rhabditida, Rhabditidae.